CCUUGGUCGCUCUCAUCUUGGACUCUCGCUCUAUUAUCACCUUCGCUAGCGACGGCCAAAUCAGCCGCUGAUUACUAUGUUCACGAUCUUCCGGGCGCGCCCACAGAUGGGCCGCUAUUGAAGAUGCACGCCGGCCAUAUCGAAGUCGACCCAGCCACAAACGGCAACCUAUUCUUCUGGCACUAUCAAAACCGCCACAUCGCAAACCGACAACGGACGGUGAUAUGGUUGAAUGGUGGCCCGGGAUGCAGUUCUAUGGAUGGCGCGCUGAUGGAAGUCGGCCCCUACCGCGUGACGAAUAAUCAGACAUUGGAAUACAACAAGGGUUCUUGGGAUGAAUUCGCCAAUUUACUCUUUGUUGAUCAGCCCGUUGGAACUGGAUUCAGUUACGCAGAGACAAACAGCUAUCUGAAAGACCUGGAUCCGUUGUCGGCGCAUUUUAUGAUAUUUUUGGACAAGUUCUUUGCCCUGUUCCCCGAGUAUGAGAAGGAUGAUAUCUAUCUCGCCGGUGAAUCUUGGGCCGGUCAAUCUAUCCCAUACAUCGCCAAAGCAAUCCAGGAACGAAACAAAGCCGCGAAGAAAAACGGUAAAUCGAAAUGGCCGCUCAAGGGCGUACUUAUUGGCAACGGCUGGAUCUCGCCCAAGGACCAAUAUCCGUCAUACUUCGAUUUCCUCGAACGAGAAGGCCUUAUCGAACAGGGCACCGAUACUUACAAGAAGCUCGACGCAUUGAACGAAUACUGCAAGACGCAAUUGAGCGAAGCCGAAAACAAAGACGCCCUCAACGUGGAACCGUGCGAACUCGUCAUGAGGAGUUUCCUGGACCUGACCUCAGAAGCCGGCCAAUGCUUCAAUAUGUACGACGUGCGCCUGAAGGACAAAGUCACCAACAGCUGUGGCAUGGGUUGGCCUCUCGACCUGGACAACGUGGAACCCUACCUCCGACGAGCCGACGUCGUCAAAGCUCUAAACAUCAACCCGGCAAAGGCAUCUGGCUGGAGCGAGUGCAACGGCGAUGUCGGAAAAGCCAUGUCAACGCUGAAUUCAAAGCCUGCCAUCACGCUUCUCCCGGGCCUAAUCGAGUCCGGCCUCAACGUCCUUCUUUUCAGCGGCGACAAGGAUCUCAUCUGCAACCACAUUGGAACAGAGACAAUGAUCCACAACAUGAAGUGGAAGGGCGCCUCCGGUUUCGAAACCUCCCCUGGAGUCUGGGCCCCACGCCACGACUGGACUUUCGAAGACGAACCAGCCGGCUACUACCAGCACGCCCGAAACCUGACCUACGUCCUCUUCUACAAUUCCAGCCACAUGGUCCCCUACGACCAGCCCCGACAAACCCGCGACAUGCUAGACCGCUUCAUGAAAGUGGACAUCGCCAGCAUCGGCGGCAAGCCCGCCGUCUCGCUAAUCGACGGCGAAAAGCUACCCCAAACAUCCGUCGGCGGCCAAACAAACAGCACCGCCGCAGAAGAACAAGAAGAGAAGAAACUCAAAGAAACCGAGAUGCACGCCUACACCAAAUCCGGCGAGGCGAUUCUAGUCGUCGUCAUUAUCGGAGUCCUCAUCUGGGGCUUCUUCAUCUGGCGCAGUCGUCGCUCGCACAAGGGGUACUACGGUGUUAAGAAUACAUCCGAGAUCAUGCCGCGGUCUGUCCUGGAUCGAUUCGGGAAUAAGCGCUCGACGAAUGAUGUCGAGGCUGGUGAUUUUGACGAGUCCGAGCUGGAUGAUCUUCAAUCCCCUGGUAUUGACCGUGAGCACUAUGCUGUUGGUGAUGUCAGUGAUGAGGAAGCGGAGGAGGGCGAUGGCCUGCAUGAUAGUCGUGCUGGGGCAAAACGUGGUAGUCAACAAUGA
Molecule: messenger RNA, 1851 nt
Organism: Penicillium manginii
Lineage: Eukaryota; Fungi; Ascomycota; Eurotiomycetes; Eurotiales; Aspergillaceae
Gene: kexA
Product: serine-type carboxypeptidase kexA
Exons: 3
Biological process (GO): apoptotic process; proteolysis
Cellular component (GO): trans-Golgi network
Molecular function (GO): serine-type carboxypeptidase activity
Source: RefSeq, a predicted model, not a curated record